Molecule: messenger RNA, 469 nt
Organism: Rhagoletis zephyria (snowberry fruit fly)
Lineage: Eukaryota; Metazoa; Arthropoda; Insecta; Diptera; Tephritidae
Product: RNA binding protein fox-1 homolog 1-like
Biological process (GO): nervous system development; regulation of alternative mRNA splicing, via spliceosome
Cellular component (GO): nucleus; cytoplasm
Molecular function (GO): mRNA binding
Source: RefSeq, a predicted model, not a curated record
CAAUUCGGACCCAUCCUCGAUGUGGAGAUCAUCUUCAACGAGCGCGGCUCCAAGGGCUUUGGCUUUGUCACCUUUGCCUCGAACGUGGACGCCGACCGAGCCCGGGAGCAGCUGAAUGGCACCAUCGUCGAGGGGCGGAAGAUUGAGGUGAACAACGCUACGGCGAGGGUACAGUCGAAGAAGCCGAUGACGCUGAGCGGCAUCAGUGCCGGUGGCGGCGUAGGAAUGCCCAAUGGUAUGCCUGGUUCUGCCGGAGGCGGUAUGGGCCCGGGAGGCGUCGUCGGCGUGGGACCCUCAUCGGCGACGGCCGCCGCGGCCAUGUCCGCCAUGGCGGCGAUGAACGCGGCAGCGGCCGGCUCCGGCGGUGGACCGACUUCCGCCUCGGCGGCGGCGGCUGCAGCGGCUGCGGCUGCGGCGGCCGUCAACGCCAAUGCCAAUGCGGCCGCCGCGGCGGCGCUCAUCUCUAACG